AUGGAUGAUGAGUAUGUUUGGUCAAUCCUCCUGACGAUUCUUAUGUCAAGUGGAUACAAGAUGAAAAUCCCCACAGACACGGACUGGUACGAUCCAAUAUUUGAAAUAAGAGAGAAAUUUCUGGGUUUGAAAGAAAAAAAUUGCAAGCAGCAGAAAGAGGCUUUAAAGGAAAGUAUUAAAAAGGAAAAUUUGUUUGAGCAUGUUGAUGGUUACUUAGAAUUUAUAUCACCGGUUGUUAAAGAAAAUGUCAUGUCAAGAUUCAUUAAAAAUUAUUUGAAAAGUGAUGAGGUACUAGCAGAAUACAUAAAAACCACUGCAGAAGAUUCAUUGAAAGAAUAUUGCCGUCUGUGGGGUUAUAAGCGGGAGGAAGGAGAAAAAUGUAUCUUUAUUCCUGAAAGUCUGACAAAUAUGUUCAUCGAACGUUUGAGUCAUGAUGCUAUCACCCAUGUUAUGGUUGAGAAAAGAGCUGACAGUGAUGGCGUGGAGAGAUAUGAGACCUACAGGAAUAAAGUGUCAGAACUAUUAAACAUUCCAAGGGAAAUACUUAACUGGGAUAAGGAUGCCAAAGAUCGAUAUGUGAAAUACAACAAAAAGGAGCUAUGUUCCGUAUUUCGAGCGCGAGGGAUGCUUGUUGGUUGUGCUGGAGCUGGAAAAACAACUCUUCUGAGACGACUUCAAGGAAAAAAAUACAAUGAUUUUAAAGAUGUGCAAUCCACAGUUGGAUUAGAGGUCCAUGACGAUUUGUUUUUGGUGUUAGAAAAUGAACAAAAAUUGAUAGGCAAGUAA
Messenger RNA from Saccostrea cuccullata (small rock oyster), 786 nucleotides. RefSeq lists its product as uncharacterized. The record is from RefSeq and is a predicted model, not a curated record. The coding region runs from base 1 to 786 and encodes 261 amino acids. The transcript is spliced from 2 exons. Lineage: Eukaryota; Metazoa; Mollusca; Bivalvia; Ostreida; Ostreidae.